AUGCAGCUAGAGAAUAUUCUUCCCAGCGCAUCAACCAUCAACUUACCCAAGACUUUUUACAACCUCACAUCAUCAGAUAGUGCAAAUAAUAGCCCGGGGCCAUCGCAGAUCGAAUUUCAAGUUGACCGGACAGAAUCCGAACCAAGGAACGGUCCUAAUAAAUAUUUGAGCGGAGUGGGGGACGCCAUGAUGGGUGAGGGAGAGGGCGACGCCUUCACUGGGACUAAAGCUACCCCAGACGGAAGAAAAGGCUCACCGAUGGUCGGUGAGGAUGACCUGUCCACUGGCCGGCGGUACAACAUAGAUGAACUUGGCUCUGACAGAUAUUUCAUCCCGUCCUCUCAGACGAGCUCCGAUAUGGCAAACCCGUGUUCCCUCUUUCCAUACGCAGGACAAACGGGGACAGUGUACAGCGGGUCAAAUGGAUCCAGGUAUUCCUCCCUUCAUUACGGAUCGGUCUUGCCUCCGACGGGGUUUUCUUCCUCCGUGUGCACUAGCCGGAGUCAGUUUGGCAGCAGCUACCAGUUCGGCCAGGGUCCAGGAUGCCUGUACCCCUCCUAUCCGGGAACGGGCUCAUGUAUUGGUUCCAUGGCUCUCCCAGGGUCCACACCGGGAGCGAGAGCUCAAGUUUAUCUCUGCAACCGGCCCCUGUGGCUCAAGUUUCACCGAUUCCAGACCGAGAUGAUCAUCACGAAACAGGGCAGGCGGAUGUUUCCAUUUCUCAGUUUCAACAUCACUGGACUGAACUUGACGGCGCAUUAUAACGUGUUUGUUGAGGUCGUGUUGGCCGAUCCAAAUCACUGGCGAUUUCAAGGAGGAAAGUGGGUUACUUGUGGGAAAGCAGACAACAACAUGCAAGGUAACAAGAUGUAUGUUCAUCCUGAAUCCCCGAACACUGGAGCUCAUUGGAUGAGGCAAGAGAUCUCCUUCGGCAAACUGAAGCUGACCAACAACAAAGGGGCAAACAAUAACAACACACAGAUGAUUGUCUUGCAGUCUCUUCAUAAAUACCAGCCUCGGCUCCACAUCGUGGAGGUCACAGAAGAGGGAGUGGAGGACGUAGGCAGUGAGGCUAAGACACAGACUUUUACCUUCCCAGAGAACCAGUUCAUCGCAGUCACUGCCUACCAGAAUACAGACAUCACACAGCUUAAAAUCGACCACAACCCCUUUGCUAAAGGCUUCAGAGACAACUAUGACUCGAUGUAUACAGCCCCAGAGGGUGACAGGCUGACUCCCUCCCCGACAGCCUCCCCUCGCUCUCACCAGAUUGUGCCGGGUGCCCGCUAUGCCAUGCAGCCCUUCUUCCAGGACCAGUUUGUCAACAACCUGCCCCAGAACCGUUUCUACACCGGGGAGCGGGCUGUGCCCCAGACCAACAGUCUCCUCUCCCCCCAGGCCGAAGACGUCGGGGCCAGCUCGGCUCAGCGCUGGUUCGUCACCCCGGUCCAGCAGUCGGGCUCCAACAAGCUGGACCUGUCCUACGACCAGGACUACUCAGCCAGCAGUCUGCUGUCGUACGGCAUCAAACCCCUGCCCCUCCAGACCUCCCACGCCCUCAGCUACUACCCCGACUCGGCUUUCGCCUCAAUGGCGGCCAGCUGGGGCAACAGAAGCACUUACCAGAGAAAGAUGACCACAGGCCUGCCCUGGUCCCCUCGGCCCAGCCCCCCAGCCUUUACAGACGACCCACUGGCUGCUAGCAAAGACAAGCUGCCCGAGGAGAGCACCGCAGCCUCCACCUGGAUCGAGACCUCCCACUCGCUGAAAUCUGUGGACUCUAACGAUUCGGGCGUGUACUCCAUGGUCUGCAAGAGACGCCGGAUGUCACCUGGUGGGUCAAGCACAGAGAACUCACCCACCAUCAAGUGUGAGGACUUGACCACAGCGGAAGAGUUCAACAAAGACAACCCCAAAGGCAUGGGUUACUAUGCCUUCUACACAAGCCCCUAA
Molecule: messenger RNA, 1953 nt
Organism: Salvelinus namaycush (lake trout)
Lineage: Eukaryota; Metazoa; Chordata; Actinopteri; Salmoniformes; Salmonidae
Product: eomesodermin-like
Exons: 6
Coding region: 1-1953 (650 amino acids)
Biological process (GO): endodermal cell fate specification; CD8-positive, alpha-beta T cell differentiation involved in immune response; positive regulation of DNA-templated transcription
Cellular component (GO): nucleus
Molecular function (GO): DNA-binding transcription factor activity, RNA polymerase II-specific; RNA polymerase II cis-regulatory region sequence-specific DNA binding
Source: RefSeq, a predicted model, not a curated record